AUGUCCGAACCCGAUCUGCACCGCGCCAUAUCCAUGAAACCGCACCCGUUCCACACGCACCCGGAUCGCAUAGAACGCACAUCAAGUCCCCACCACGCGCACCUCAGCGCCAGCAGCAGCAACAACAGCCCCAGCGCGCAACACGCCCACAGCCAUGCCGACGCUUCCACUCCGCGCAAAAACGACGCCAGCAGCACCGCCAUCGAAACCACCGCCCCAACACCCUCCCACGACCCCAUAGCCCGCCACAUCCGCCACCACCCCGACGUCUCAGACCUAGAAUCGCAAUCACCCCCCUCCUACACCCCCGACAAUGACCCCUACUCCCUCUCCUCCGCCAUAAAACCCGAAUCCGAACUCGCCCUCAUCCGCGCCAACACCUCGCGCAAACGCGAUGGCUGCGGUCCCAUCACCCUCAACAUGGCCGCGACGUCAGCGAAGAGGCUAGAGGAGUUUUACUCGGCCCAAAAUGAGAAUAUAGAGAGGUUGCUUAAGCCCGUGGCGGAGCAUAGGGCGGCGGCCAAGGAUGAGGAUACGGCGAAUCAUCUCAAGUAUAAGAUUGCGGUUAUUGGGAGUUUUGCGGCGAAUAUUAUACUGGCUGUGUUGCAGCUUUAUGCGGCGGUUAGUUCAAGGUCGUUGUCGCUGUUUACGACUAUGGCGGAUUCGCUGUUUGAUCCGUUGAGUAAUCUUACGCUGAUUAUGUGCAAUCGCGCUGUUGCGAGGGUUGAUGCGAGGAAGUUUCCCUCCGGGAAGGCGAGGAUUGAAACAGCGGGAAACCUGUCGUUCUGCGCGCUUAUGAUUACCGUUUCGGUGGUCAUUAUCGUCGAGUCUAUCCGCACAGUCGCCGAACACAACGGACCUGAGACGAACGACUUCUUCCUUCCGUCUGUCAUCGCCGUCAGUAUAGCAUUCGCGACAAAGUUCUCGCUAUUCCUGUACUGUUGGGCGUUGAGGAACAAUUACAGCCAAGUCCGCAUUCUGUGGGAGGAUCACAGGAACGAUCUCUUCAUCAACGGAUUCGGUGUCUUGACCAGUGUCGGUGGAUCAAAGUUGAAGUGGUGGUUGGACCCCAUGGGCGCGAUGAUACUUUCUGUUCUCAUCAUCUUCCUUUGGUCGAGGACGGCGUACUCGGAGUUCCAGCUCCUCAUUGGUGUGACGGCUGAUACUGCGAUGCUGCAGCAUAUUACUUAUAUCUCGAUGACACACUCCCCCACCAUCCUCCAAAUCGACACCGUACGCGCCUACCACAGUGGUCCACGUCUCAUCGUCGAAGUCGACAUCGUCAUGGACCCUGAAGCCACUCUACGUGCUACACAUGAUGUAGCCGAGGAACUUCAGAUCAAGCUGGAGAGUCUGCCUGAUGUAGAGAGGGCAUAUGUGCAUGUCGAUUACGAGACAGAUCACAGGCCUGAGCACUUCUUAAAGAAGGAGUUGUAA
Alternaria incomplexa is the source of this 1437-nucleotide messenger RNA. RefSeq lists its product as uncharacterized. Gene Ontology annotation, cellular component: membrane. Gene Ontology annotation, molecular function: monoatomic cation transmembrane transporter activity. Lineage: Eukaryota; Fungi; Ascomycota; Dothideomycetes; Pleosporales; Pleosporaceae. Gene Ontology annotation, biological process: monoatomic cation transport; transmembrane transport. Bases 1 to 1437 code for a protein of 478 amino acids. The transcript is spliced from 2 exons. The record is from RefSeq and is a predicted model, not a curated record.